AUGUCUCGAGAAGGAUUUUGGCCGAUAACCAGUUCUGUGGACUGGUGUGAAAGUAACUAUGUACAUUCACAUUAUAUUGCAGACAUUGCCAUGAUAAUACUUGGUGAGGUGGGAGCGAGAAUAAAUCCUUGUAAUAGCUUUCGAUUUAAACUCGCAUUUAGGUUGAUUUCCAUCGUUGGAACUGGAAGUUUUUUAUUUCAUGGAACUCUUACAAGUGAAAUGCAAGCACUCGAUGAGGUUCCAAUGGUUUGGACAGCCAUAACAUUAUUACAUCCUCUAAUAGAGAUCAAUUAUGGUCAUCCGGGAAAAUGGUUUCCUGUCGUGCAAAUAAUUUGCGCAAUAAUUUGUACACUUGCAGUGACGAUAGCAAAAGGCACAUUACAAUUCAUUUUCUUUCAUCUUUCGUUUGGAUUAUUGGAAAUUGCUUUAUUAUUUUUAAUGAGUCGUAUAUAUUUUAAAAAAAGAUCAUCUCAUCCUGCUGUAAAAUAUCUUUUUGAACAAGGAGUAAUUAUUUAUGCGAUGGGAGUUGCAGUUUGGUUAAUAGAUAUGCAUUUUUGUGAUUACUUGAAUGGACCUUUCUUACCUUUUAAUCCUCAAUUGCACGCCCUUUGGCACAUUUUAGCAAGUACCGGAUUAUAUUUUUUAGUUACAUUGAUCCUGUAUAAUUGGCAUUUCAAGAAUGGAACUAAAUGUAGGAUUGAAUAUAGAUACGGUGGUAUUGUACCUGUUAUCGUGAAAGAUUAUAAAAGAAAUCAUAUAGUCACAAAGAAUAAAAUAUUAUAUCGAGCCGCUUCAAAAAUUUUAUUGUCAUUAGAGUUUGGAACUGGAAAGAUCUCGUCUUUAUAG
Molecule: messenger RNA, 846 nt
Organism: Dentiscutata erythropus
Lineage: Eukaryota; Fungi; Glomeromycota; Glomeromycetes; Diversisporales; Gigasporaceae
Source: the annotation of a GenBank genome assembly